Molecule: messenger RNA, 1951 nt
Organism: Sitodiplosis mosellana (orange wheat blossom midge)
Lineage: Eukaryota; Metazoa; Arthropoda; Insecta; Diptera; Cecidomyiidae
Product: esterase B1-like
Exons: 9
Coding region: 110-1852 (580 amino acids)
Source: RefSeq, a predicted model, not a curated record
GACAGUUGCUUCGUGAACUGUCUAGGUUUUAGUUGUUUGGAGUGUCAGUGCUUGACUUUUUGCAUAAUAAUUCCGAUUUCUCUGCUUUGUUUACAAACACACUGACGGAAUGUUGACUAGGAUUUUACGAACAAAUUUUUGGAACGAAUAUCGUUUGAUGUCAAGCUCAUUUCAAGCAAUGCAGAACAAGGUGGAAGUGAGCGUUUUGCAAGGGCGUGUGGUUGGACUUCAAGAUACUUUACCAAAUGGAAAGCCGCUUUUUUCAUUCAAAGGCAUCCCAUAUGCUCAAUCACCUAUCGGUGAACUUCGCUUUACUGCGCCAAAAGCACUGGAGAAAUUUAAAGAACCAGUUUUAGAUUGCAGCCGCGAGAGAGAUCCGUGCUACCAUAAAGACAUGAUCAGUUUAGAGACAGUGGGUUCGGAAGACUGCCUUUUUCUGAAUGUUUAUACGCCAAAAUUAAGCGAUGCAAAAGAUUUGCCCGUGAUGAUUUGGAUCCAUGGUGGAGCAUUCGCAUCGGGAAGUGGGGACAGCGACUACUUUUCACCCGAGUAUUUAGUCGAACAGAAUGUUAUCGUCGUCACAAUCAACUAUCGACUGAGUAUCUUAGGCUUUUUGUGUUUACCUGAUGCGGGCAUUUAUGGCAAUGCUGGUCUCAAAGACCAGCGCUUAGCAAUGCAAUGGGUGCAACAGAACAUUGGCAAAUUUGGUGGAAAUGCUAACAAUAUCACCUUAUUUGGAGAGAGUGCAGGAGCUGCUUGUGUUCAUAUUCACACACUGUCCGCGAACUCUCGUAAAUAUUUCCACAAAGCCAUUUGCCAAAGUGGAAACGCAAUCAUGGAAUGGGUUAUGCAAUCGAAAGCAGAAGAAAAGUCGAAAAUUCUCGCUUCGCGUUUGGGAUGCACCGAAACAGAUCCACAAAAAAUACUCCAAUUUUUGCGUGGCAUCGAUCAUCUUCCAACACUUUUUAAGGAAUAUUUCGGUACUCUAUCCGAUGACGAGCGUCGCAGAGGUCUUCCAAUUGUAUUCAAACCGACUGUUGAACGCGAAACGGACGAAGCGAUUAUUACAAAACCACCGUUGGAAUUGAUGCAAACACAAAUUGACGCCGCCUGCAUUCCAGUAAUGAUGGGGUACAAUUCCAAAGAUGGCCUUAUUAUGUUGAUCGAUGCACUGAAAAACAACAAAUUUGAACAGUAUGAAAAAGAUUUGGCGGUGUUCAUUCCGAAAUCAGUCAAUUUGCCGGUGCAGGAUGAGCGUUGUAAAAUUCUAGCAAACAAAAUUAGGGAUUUCUAUUUAAGUGGCGAAAAAUUGUGUGAAAGUACCCUGGAUGGCUUUGUGGAUUUAUUGACAGAUUAUCAUUUCACUAUUCUUUCAUACCUUGCAGCUGAGCUCCAUUCUAGAUAUCAAAAUAGUCCAAUGUAUUUUUUUCGGUUUUCAAUAGACAAAGAUUUCAAUUUGUACAAAAAAUUUACGCUGAUGGCAUUGGGAAUGCCAAAGACAGAUAUAUUCAAAGGAGCUUGUCAUGCCGAUGAAAUUUACUACUUGUUUAGUUGUCGAAAAUUCUCCAAGAAACCAAGUGAUUUUCCCGAAUCAGAGGUACUUUUGCGUCGAACGUGUGCGUUAUGGACGAAUUUUGCGAAAUAUGGUGAUCCAACACCUUCAACGAGCAACUUCCCACUGUGGAAUCCUGUCAAGAAAAUCGCAGCGAAUGAAAAAGACUUUAAGCUGGAUUACUUCGAGAUUGAUAACGAUCGACUCGUGAGCUGUGUCAAUCCAGAUGGCAAGCGAAUAGAGUUCUGGAGAGAAAUUUAUUAUAAAUUUAACAACGGACUAAUGAAAGCGAAACUAUGAUAUAUUUCUAUUUAAUGUUGUAUUUGUAUCGUUUAUUGGAAGCUGGUUUUUGUAUAGGUAAAAUGAAUUUUUCUAAUAAAAAUAUUUCUUGUUCACAAA